CAUCUUCAUGACGCACUCGUUCUUGAAGUCAUGUACUUGGGGCUUGGCUUUCUCUAUCUACUGCUGUUGGUCGAAGGAAACAAUGAAAAUAAGCUCAGGUGCAAGAAGCGCUUCAGCGUUGAUUGCCAACUUAAGAAAAUAAAGUGGUUCUACAAUCCCACGGCGGUUAUGUGUAUGCAGAGACUGACUUGUCGCCACGGCUUUUCCUAUCGAACGGACUGCGAACGCAGUUGCAUUGACCCUCGCAAAAGGGAGAGCGUAGAACCAGGUAAGACGCUUGCGGAAAUUCAAAAGAUAUUGGAUCAGCUCAACGAAAGACACAAGAACAAGACGCAUAAAGUAACGAAGCCUCCAAGGCAAACUAAGCCAACCAAGGCAACCAAGACAACCGCCAAGAAAACAAAGCCACCCAAGCGUCCACCAAUUGCUUCCAAAACAGUUUCUACAUUUUUCCAACCGUUUACAACUCCAGUUCCUGAAAUGAUUAUUGUAGAGAACCUUUAUGCUUCUGUGGCCCCGGAAGAACUAACAAUACAGGACCCACUUGAAAAGUUGGACCCCAAUAAGUCAAAAUCCCUGCCCAGCAGCGUUACCCCAAAGACUACUAAGAUCAGUGAGCAACCCAAUGAAAAAGCCCCAGAUACCCCAAGCAUCCAGAAGAAAACUACGAAAUACAAAAGAAUUUCCCCAGCUACUCCUCGAACUACUACGCGGAGGAAGAGCCUUCUAGAUCGUAUUAUUGAGAAGCCAAAAAAUAUAUACGAUAAAUUAACAAAAUGGGGUAAUAAGGGAUAAAAAACAAUUGAUUCACCUCCAAGAUAUUAACAAAUAAAUGCCGCAAAACCUCAA
Drosophila biarmipes is the source of this 849-nucleotide messenger RNA. RefSeq names its product histone H3.v1. The transcript has 2 exons. Lineage: Eukaryota; Metazoa; Arthropoda; Insecta; Diptera; Drosophilidae. The record is from RefSeq and is a predicted model, not a curated record. Bases 31 to 795 code for a protein of 254 amino acids.